UGCUGGGGAGCGGGUCUGUGGCCCUCGAUGCCGGACUGGGAGGAGGAUGAUAGAGAACGGCAGGUUGGCCUAGAGGUCAGUACGGGUGUCGCCAGGUGAGACAGGUGUCCCCAGGUACAGCGACCAGAGACAUUCUGGGUGAGGGGAGGCCUGCGUGGGCAACGCUCCAGCAAAAGUAGAUCCCCGGCGGUCCUGUCUGGCCCAUCUGGUUCCUGUUACCUCAAGGCGCUCUCUGCUCAGCGCGUCACUGGGAGCGGUGACAUGAUGGGGACCUCCUCCUUGGCGUCCAGCUCCCCUAGUUGGGCCCGACUAGGCCCCUUCUUGAACCCUUCUGCUUAGGUCCGGAGAGGUAGAAAGGUAUGCUCUGUCCCUGGAGAUGCUGGAUGGAGGCACCGCCGGGUGUCUUGGGGACUUUCCUGGGGUGAACGCCCCACUUAAGAAAGAAAAAUGGAGUCCUUAGGGAAGUUUUGCUCAAUGAGAUGUCAAUCAGUGGUGGGUGCAGUGGUGUGCUCGUGGCCUCGUCUGGGUGUGCACGCAUGAGUUUCCGUGCACUCGGUGGGUGGGUGGGUGGUAUGCUGUGUUGGCAAACGUGGAUGUGCCUCCGGGAAUCCAUUUGCAUAUUGGUGUUCGUUUGUCUGUGUGUCUGCUCUGUCCAUCUCCAUUUGUAUUUGAUGACUGCGUCUGCGUUGGCUGGUGUCUGUCUUGCUUGUGUCGGGAAGCACGGUGAGCGUGUGUCCGUGUAUCUGUGGAUGUUCGCACCCAGGCGCUGUGGAUGUGGAUCUGUGAGUGUGCCCUGUGCUUUCUGGACAUAUGUCCUCUCUGGACAUGCUGUCUUGUGGCCCCGUUUGCACCUGCUCCUGUCCGGGUGCGCGUUCCUGGACUGGGGGGGUGAGCGGUACUCUCUGCUAAGCUGGAUUCUGCAGGGGGUCGAUCCUGACAUUUGCCGAAGGAGAUUCGCCUCAGCUACACGUCCGUUUCUCUCUGAGCGGAUUUUGUCCCCGCGUGUGUCUCUGCCCAGGUGUAUAUAUUUGUUCCCACAUCCCCAAGGGCACAUCUGAAGCUGGGGUGGAAGGUUCUCCUCCCCAAGGUGGUAGGGGAAGGGAGGAAGCCUAGAAGCCAAGACGCUUCUAGAGGAGAAAGGCCCUAGGCCAGCCUCCAAUAAGGUGUGUGGCAGGUGACUGAGGUCAGCCUGCCCCCUGCCUUCCUUCCAUGGCUCUGCGGCUUCAGCCAGGGUCUGUAACACUUGCUGUCAGUUUGGCUCAGUCAGAAAGACGUGACCGCCAUGCCUGUGCUCAGCCUCACCAGCUGGUCCCCUGCCCCUGCCGUCCUCUCACUGUGCGACCCUGGGCCGGUCAUAUCCCCUUGCUUGGCCUCUCUAGCUUCUGCAGAAUGGGUUUAAUCAUCUCAGGCCUGCUGGCCGGCCGGCCUUGAGGAGUGUCCAUGUCAGGGAGUUGAGGGGAAAAUCACAGCAAAUGGUAAACAAGAAGAUUCUACACUAGGCAGGGUGUCGUGUGACCCCGCGGGGACAUUGUGUGCUGUCACCCUCCUGGCCACUGCCCAGCCCCAGACUACUCCCUGGGGCCAGCCCCAUCACCCCUUCAGCUCCUGCACCUCCCAGGGGCCCUGUGCGCCUGGGGUGGAGGCCGCCACUGAAUGUCCCAUAGAGAGCACGGCCUCCGGCUCAGGAGCCAGAAAGACCUGGCCUGACGUUCUGCAGAGAUGCUUUCUGCCUGUGCGAACUCUGCAAGCUGUCUUCCUCUCUGAGCUCCUGCUUCCGCAUCUGUCAAAUGGGAGUACCUGAGAACACCUGCCUCCCGGAGCUAACCGGAGUGUUAAGUCAGAAGAGGCCCCUGGUGCUCAGCGCUGGUCCUCGCCCCACAUGGGUCGUCCCGAGAACACCGAGCACCCACACAUCCCCGUCAGAAGGUGCCAACCUCAACGCACCCAACAGCCUGGGUGUCAGCGCCCUGUGCGCCAUCUGUGGGGACCGGGCCACAGGGAAACACUACGGUGCCUCGAGCUGUGACGGUUGCAAGGGCUUCUUCCGGAGGAGCGUGAGAAAGAACCACAUGUACUCCUGCAGAUUCAGUCGGCAGUGUGUGGUGGACAAAGACAAGAGGAACCAGUGCCGCUACUGCAGGCUGAAGAAGUGCUUCCGUGCCGGCAUGAAGAAGGAAGCUGUGCAGAAUGAGCGGGACCGGAUCAGCACUCGUCGGUCGAGCUAUGAGGACAGCAGCCUGCCCUCCAUCAAUGCGUUGCUGCAGGCCGAGGUCCUGUCCCAGCAGAUCACCUCCCCCGUCUCUGGGAUCAACGGAGACAUUCGAGCGAAAAAGAUUGCCAGCAUCGGGGACGUGUGCGAGUCCAUGAAGGAGCAGCUGCUGGUGCUCGUGGAGUGGGCCAAGUACAUUCCUGCUUUCUGCGAGCUCCCUCUGGAUGACCAGGUGGCCCUGCUCAGAGCCCAUGCCGGUGAACACCUGCUGCUCGGAGCCACCAAGCGAUCCAUGGUGUUCAAGGACGUUCUGCUUCUAGGCAAUGACUACAUCGUCCCUCGGCACUGCCCGGAGCUGGCAGAGAUGAGUCGGGUGUCCAUGCGCAUCCUCGAUGAGCUGGUGUUGCCCUUUCAGGAGCUACAGAUUGACGAUAACGAGUAUGCCUGCCUCAAAGCCAUCAUCUUCUUUGACCCAGAUGCCAAGGGGCUGAGCGACCCGGGCAAGAUCAAGCGGCUGCGCUCCCAGGUGCAGGUGAGCCUGGAGGACUACAUCAACGACCGCCAGUACGACUCCCGCGGCCGCUUCGGCGAGCUGCUGCUUCUGCUGCCCAGCCUGCAGAGCAUCACGUGGCAGAUGAUCGAGCAGAUCCAGUUCAUCAAGCUCUUCGGCAUGGCCAAGAUCGACAACCUGCUGCAGGAGAUGUUGCUGGGAGGUCCGUGCCAGGCCCAGGAGGGGCUGAGAGGGUCCUCCAGUGACACGCCUCAUGCCCAUCAUCCCCUGCAUCCACAUCUGAUGCAGGAACACAUGGGCACGAACGUCAUCGUUGCCAACACGAUGCCAUCUCACCUCAGCAAUGGACAGAUGUGUGAGUGGCCCCGACCCAGGGGGCAGGCAGCCACCCCUGAGACUCCACAGCCCUCACCGCCAGGUGGCUCGGGGUCUGAGCCCUACAAGCUCCUGCCAGGAGCGAUCGCCACGAUUGUCAAGCCCCCCUCUGCCAUCCCCCAGCCGACCAUCACCAAGCAGGAAGUCAUCUAGCAAGCCGCUGGGGGUCGGGGGCUCUGCUGGCCCCCCAGCCCCCGCAGAGAGCCCCGGUGGUCACUUGUUCAUAGUGAAGAAAGCCGUGACAACAAGGCCAGUCUCAGGGCAGCAGUGGAAAGGGCAAGGGGACCAAGAACUUAAGCUGUGGGCCACAUCCCAUUGCUACCCUCCAUCCCCUGCUCUGGAUGACGGGGCUUUGACAUGGGGAGACCCCAGCUGGAAAAUCCGCUGCUGCCUUGGACAGCUCAUCUCUUGCUGAAGCCACUGCCUUCCCCUUCAUCAUCCUACCCCCCACUUCUUCAGCCCGAAAGGACAGCUGUCUGGAGACGAUAUGAGACCUUGCUUAAACACAGUUCCCUCCCCCCUCAGACUGGUACUUCUUUCUCCAAGUACUGUCCUAGCCCCCAGACACAGAGCCCUUCAAGGCUGGGGCAGAUCGGGGCAUCUGACCCCUCCCUGUUCUGCUGCCUUCACCUCCAGUGCUCCUCUCCACGUGCCACUGUCACCUUCCUCAGCUGUCCUAAUUUCACCACAGACACCUCUCCAGAGGCUGAAGAAGACUUGCAGACAAUCCCCCAGUCAUUUCAGGAGCAUUUUUAAAGCACCAGCUGGGCUAGGCACAGUGUGGAAGACUGUUGAAAAGGAAGACACCAUUCCGCCUCUAACCCAUGGCUCUUCCCUUAGGGAAUCGGGCCAGUACUCGGGGUGAUGCUCCCCACAGGCUGUCAAGAAUGAGAGGACAGUCCAAGGAGGACAACAGGAACUUGGAGAGGCCGAGGUGGUCAGAGGAAGCACUGGGAAAGGGGUAGACUCUGCACUGGGCCUUUAAGGAAGGGCUGGAUUCCAGCCGGUGGAGCAGAUGAAAAAAGACUUUCCAAGGAGGGGCAGACAGUCUGGGCAAGGCCCCAGGUUGGAAAAGGACGUAGCAAGGAGGCAAUGGAAAGACCAGGCUGUCUGGAGCAGCAUAGGGGUCUUGAAUGCCAGGACUGAGGGGCUGAGGUUUGGGCCCUGAGGCUGAGAGCAGCUGGGGAGAAUGUACGGUGGGUCGGGAGGGAGCAGGGAGGUCAGAAGGGGAUGAUGGCGUGAUCCAGAUGGUGUGAUCCAGGUGAGAGCAAGGAGACCUGGAGACGAAGAUGGAUGGGUGCACGCUCAGCUCAGAAAGAUGUCAGGGAGGAAUUACCCCCCUCCAGGGCCUGUCUCAAAUUCUGCUUCGUUUCUGGUGCUGUGUUAAGGCAUUCGACAUGCAUCAUCUUGCAUCCUCUCUAUUACCCAGAGACUGUUGCAGAAGACGAAAUUAAGAUCUAAGUGGUUAAGUGAUUUUCCUGAAACUCACACAGCUAGUAAGUAGCUGAGUCAGGAUUGGAUCCCAGGUCUGCCUGGAUCAGAACAAGAGUUCUUAACCAAGGUGGUGGAGCAUCUCUGAAAGGGGUCCUCGUCCUCACUGUGAUCCAGUUGAGGGCCUUCCUGACCCUGUCAUUAGCCUCAGAAGCUGAAGUCUUACUCUUCCUGGGGGCCCUGCCCACACCCAGGAAGAAGAUUGGCUUGAGGUUACACUAGUGUCCAGGCAGGGUCCAGCAUCCUGUCUGCUGAAGACCAGGAGAACUCAUAACUCUUGGACCCCUUUCCUCUCUUCACUCCCCAAGUCUUGGGGAGGGGCGUCAGGGGUCUGUUUCUUAGGAGAUGGACCUAUGUGGCUUGGCGGUCCAGGAGUGGGAUAGUUUGGGUGGGCCAAGGGAGAGCUGAGAAGGCCUGGGUUUGAGCACUGCUUUGGAAACAUUAAGCCCCAAAAUGAAACAGCCAGCACAUCAUCCAUGGGAAUUUUGGUGGCUUUGGGAAAAUUCUGGAGAAGGCCACUAGCUAGUGGGAACAAAAGCGAUGUGUUCUGGGGGUAGAGCUGUGCUUAGGUAGAAAAGUGAACAGUUAGUUAGACUUGCCACCUAUCCCCACCCCAUGCUGACCCUCCUGAGUGGAUGGGGACAGGACCACAGUGCCCCCAAAUUCCACCAUUAGUGAUUGCUUUUUGUGGCAGAGGCAUGAGGGAUUUGAGGGCAGUAUGUCCACUCUGUAUCUCCAGUGGUCCCAGGCGUGGCCUGCCCAUGCCACCAAGCCAAGUCCCAGUCCUAGGAGAGACUAUCCCCUGCUCAGAGCUCUCAGGCCAUCCCUAACUCCGAGUCCCCAGAAAUCCCAGUCAGGGAAACCAGACUCGUUUGGGGUAAGGUGGGGAAGCUGGAAUCUUUCUGCCAUUUUGGUCAUUCCCACCCUUUGCCCCUCUAGCCCCCAGUGUCACUCAGGCCUCGGUCAUGGGAGCGGAAGUAGAGGUAAGAAUUUUCCACAGGAUGGAGUAGGGUAGCAGUGGCUUUUAACAGUGGCAGUCUUCUGGGUCAGGGGCUCAGUCCUCAGCCCCAAAUUAACCCUUCCAGGAGGAGACGUCCACUCUAUGUCAAUAAUUUUAUUGUAAUGCAGGAAACCCGAAACGAAGAGCAGUUUACUUUUCUGAUUCUGAGGACAUGGCAUUGGAAAGUCUGUCUCUCUCGCCACCUGAGUUCUGCUCCUAAAAUAUAAAAUCUGGAGAACUGAACGAGGGUUGGGAGGGCAAGCAGUUCCUCCAGUGCCUCCCCUGAGACAGCCUUUUCUCUGAGCAGCUCUCAGGAGCUUCCAGAAUCCACAUGACUCCCUGCAGCAUGGCUAGAGGAGAGGGUCAGAGAUGGAUGCUCCUGGAUUUUUUGUGAUGACCAAGCCAAUUACUUAUGCCAAAUUGUUCUGUGAUUUUCCCUGAUUGGGAUGAAUUGUGAAAUUCACACCAAGUGAUUCUGGAAGCGGGCUGCUUCCCGUGGGUGUGAAUACCACCAGCUCCCGUGCUGACCCCUGAGCCCGUCACUGCCGCCCGAUGGGGCAAAGAAGCAAAAACAACCCCAUUUCUUACUCUUGUGUGUUUUAACAAAAGUUUAUAAAGCAAAAUAAAUGGCACAUAUGUUUUCUAA
Ailuropoda melanoleuca (giant panda) is the source of this 6232-nucleotide messenger RNA. It is a transcript of the gene HNF4A, whose product is annotated as hepatocyte nuclear factor 4 alpha. Gene Ontology annotation, biological process: regulation of DNA-templated transcription. Gene Ontology annotation, molecular function: zinc ion binding; nuclear steroid receptor activity; RNA polymerase II cis-regulatory region sequence-specific DNA binding. The transcript is spliced from 10 exons. NCBI's taxonomy places the organism in Eukaryota, Metazoa, Chordata, Mammalia, Carnivora, Ursidae. The record is from RefSeq and is a predicted model, not a curated record. Gene Ontology annotation, cellular component: nucleus. Bases 1788 to 3248 code for a protein of 486 amino acids.